UCAUCUUUACCAACAAAGAGCAGCUUUGGUGCGGUUUUUGUCUUAAAGUGGUUUUCACUCAUCCAGCAAGAUUUCACCCAAAAGCAGAAACCACAUUCAGGACCAGCCUGCUCUGACGCGGCUGGUCAGCAGGAAGCGGCUGGUGGCAGCGGGGAUCAUGGGGGUCAUCAUGGUUCUGGUUCUGGUUGUCCUUAUUCCGGUUCUGGUCAACUCGGCGGGGUCGGCGGCACACUACGAAAUGCUCGGUACCUGCAGGAUGGUGUGCGAUCCAUACGGCACCAAAUCGCCGUCCAGUACAGCCACGGCGGACACAGUCCAAGACAACAGCUUGGUUCAGUCUUUACCCACUUUUAUUCAAGGUCCGAAAGGAGAACCGGGUCGGCCUGGUAAGAUAGGUCCUAGGGGGGCUUCUGGUGAGCCGGGACCACCGGGUCCACCCGGACCACCUGGGAACAAAGGUGAACCAGGCAGACCCGGUUUACCAGGUUCUCCUGGAUCGAGCGCAGCUGCCGGUGCCAUCAGCGCAGCCACGUACACCACCGUGCCCAAGAUCGCCUUCUAUGCCGGACUGAAGAAGCAACACGAAGGAUACGAGGUGCUGAAGUUCGACGAUGUGGUGACGAACCUGGGAAACCACUACAACCCGAGUACUGGGAAGUUCACGUGCUCCAUCCCCGGGAUUUACUUCUUCACUUACCACGUUCUGAUGCGCGGAGGAGACGGAACCAGCAUGUGGGCCGAUCUCUGCAAAAACAACCAGGUGCGGGCCAGUGCCAUUGCCCAGGAUGCGGACCAGAACUAUGACUAUGCCAGUAACAGUGCUGUGCUGCACCUGGAGCCAGGAGACGAGAUCUACAUUAAACUUGAUGGAGGCAAAGCCCACGGCGGCAACAACAACAAGUACAGCACCUUCUCUGGAUUCAUCAUAUACGCUGACUAGAACUUCAGCACAUCCAUGCCCUCACUUACUUUAGGCCUUGUGGGCCACUAUCCCAAAAGACUAUCCCCUGCAAAUAAGAUGAUCAGACAUAAGUUCAAUUGUGUGUGGAGAAACCAGUAUAAAUCAAACUUCCUGCGUUGCUUAUUAUUUCACUUUGUUUAUCCUGCCAUCAUCACUGUCUUUGCUGAAUAUGACUUUAGACAAUAAUAUCAGUGAAAAGGGUUGGAUUGAACUACAGUAUCUCACUCCAGCACAGCUGAUCUUAAAGCUGAUGUAUUUGUUCUACGGGAAAGGAAGAUGGAUCCUUCACGUUUAAAAUCUGAGUAGGCAAUAAGGUGCAUGUCAAGAAAUGAAAUCAAACAAUACUGACGUCAAACAGGGGUUGGGGAAAAUGACUGCAGGAUGAUUUAGUGCAAUACCUAUAAUAACUUAUAAUCAUGGAGAUAAUGAGAAAGCCUUCUAUAGGAGUGUUUUUCUUUUUUAUAUCAUGCUGUAAAUAGCAUGGGAAAGCUGGUAACACUUGAAGUACAUUAUGGUACACUUGUAGCAGAUUAUAUUUCUAUUAUAAACAUCAUUACCUCUUAUAUAGAAUAAUACAUUAAUGUCAUAUAUAAUCAAACAGCUAUUAAAUUACUGUUUGAAGCGUGUACACAUUUUACAUAGUGUUUGAUAUUAAUGAUGAUUCAUAUCAGUUUUUCUGAUAUCCUAAUGCUCUCAUAAACUGUAUGUUUGUGCAGAUUUAAGGGUUUUAGCCAUAUUUUUACACACAUUCUUUUCGCCCAAUUUACCAAAUAUGAAUUUCACGCACAAAUAGUUACCCAAAUCUUAACAUUGCCACAUUUUUGUUUAAAAAAACACCUGAAAACAUGACUGUAACAAAGACCUUUGUGUCUGUUCAGCGGCAAGAAACUGUUACUGGCUAUAGAGCAGGCUUUGUUUUUAUUACGAGAACAAGCUCCAGUUGGAGACUGUCCAAACACAUGCACCUGCAGUAAGUUAGUGUCCCGUGCCAAAAUAUCACAACACUGUCAGAACAAAUGUUAACUGUCAUGCUUAUUAUUACAGACUCUGAGAGAGAUAUAUGCUGUAUACACAAAUCAUGUCACUCUGUGUUAUCUAAAUAUUAAUGUCUGAUUGUGAUACUGUGCUGUAUGCCUGUUCUGACACAACAUCUGAACUUAGCUGUGCAAUAUACAGUAUUUGUAUUUAUUCAGUGGAAGGAUGAUUUUUUUCCCUGUGAGCUCUGAUAAAGAUCUUAAUGGCUAAUUG
Molecule: messenger RNA, 2209 nt
Organism: Solea solea (common sole)
Lineage: Eukaryota; Metazoa; Chordata; Actinopteri; Pleuronectiformes; Soleidae
Gene: c1ql3a
Product: complement component 1, q subcomponent-like 3a
Exons: 2
Coding region: 158-940 (260 amino acids)
Molecular function (GO): protein binding
Source: RefSeq, a predicted model, not a curated record